UUCUCUCAGAUCAGACGACGCCAUGUCUCUUGUGCAAUCAGAAUUCUCCAUCGAUCCGAAACCGAAACGGAUCCGGACUCAUGAAAAGCUCAAGGCUGUUGAAGCCUAUCUGUCUCAACUCGAAGUAAAAGAUGAAUGUGAAUGUGAAUAUGAAGAUGAAGAAGAAGAUGAUGAUGAUGAUUAUGGCAUUGAUGAUGAUGAAGAAGGAGAAGAAGAAGAAGAAGUUCAAGCAGAAGAUCAGGCAAAAGAAGAAUUUGUUUUGUGUGGUGUUUGUUUGAAGGACAAGGAACACUGGACUUUUGAUUGCACAUACUUGGUUCGUAUACCUAACCCAAUGGAAGUAACUCUUGGCCCAGGCUAUGAAUGAGUUUGUGUUCACUGUAACGAGUUAAAUGGUUAUCCUAUGAAGGUCGUCCAAAAUGUUAUUGCUGGGGUGACAACCCGGGAAAUAUGUGGGUAGGACGUACUGAAAUGAGUUGAAUUAUAUUGCUCAAUGUUUUCAUACACGG
This is a messenger RNA of Argentina anserina (silverweed cinquefoil), 509 nucleotides long. RefSeq names its product nucleolar protein 12-like. Bases 23 to 367 code for a protein of 114 amino acids. NCBI's taxonomy places the organism in Eukaryota, Viridiplantae, Streptophyta, Magnoliopsida, Rosales, Rosaceae. The transcript is spliced from 3 exons. The record is from RefSeq and is a predicted model, not a curated record.